This is a messenger RNA of Ustilago hordei, 2613 nucleotides long. RefSeq lists its product as uncharacterized. The record is from RefSeq and is a predicted model, not a curated record. NCBI's taxonomy places the organism in Eukaryota, Fungi, Basidiomycota, Ustilaginomycetes, Ustilaginales, Ustilaginaceae. The transcript has a single exon. Bases 1 to 2613 code for a protein of 870 amino acids.
AUGGCGGAACAGGGUGCGAAGAAAGGCACAGCUUCAGCUUCCAACACGUCAUCGAAAGCUGCAGAGCCCGAAUCUGAACCAGCCACUGCUGCUCAGCCAUCGCUAGCCGAUGAGCUCUCUUCCGCACAGCCACAAGAUGCUACCACACAUGAAGACUACGACUCGAGCACACACACCGACAACGAUGAUUUUGAGGAUGCUGCAGAUGAAUCCAACGCAGAUGAAAUCACUCCUUCUUCUAGCGCUGCUGCCAUUGACGACGCAUCACUUCAGCAGCAGCUCAAGAGAGAAAAACAGAAGCAUAUAUCGCAGCAGAAUACAGCAGGUCCAUUGCCAGAGCCGCAACCGCAGACACCGAAAGCUUCUAACGAUGCUGCUUUUCCCGAACCACGACCUUCAACAGAGACUGCAACUCCACCUCAGGGUGAGCAAGGGGUCGUACCUAGCUCUUCAACCGCUACUUUUGUCGCUCCGCCCAACACUAAAGAGGCAGAGUCGGCAGCAGACACGCCACUCAGCUCUGCUGAGAUCAGGGAUAGCCAAUCAGCGUCUGACUCACUCAUUCUCGACGAAGAAUCUGCCAAAGCUACGCUACCAGAUCACGUGGAAAAGGUGCCACCUUCUGUAGGAGCAACGUCGUUGCUCGAGCCUGACGAGACCAUCAGCAAUCCUUUUGCUUCGGCGGAUGAGUCGAGUUCUCAGCCUAUCCGAUUCUCCCAAGCAGCAGGUGCGGGUGGUGACUCGGGCAGCAGCAAUCCGCCUGACACGCCAGGGAUGAAUUCGAACCACUUUUCCGUCGUCAGUCUUGGCAGCGGUGCAGAGGGAGAGGCAGAGACUGGCUGGUCAGCUUCCAACAGACGCGAUUCGAGAAGGGACACAAUCACGACCAAUAGCACUGAAUCUCGCUCCAACGAUGCCGAACUGGUACGAAACGGCGAGAGUUCCUCGAAUUACGACUUCUUACUAGCGAGACUAGACACGCAGAACAAGAGGCUGAGCGGAGAUCCAAAGCAGAUGCGAGCUAGUAUCGACGGUGCGGUCAAGCUAAGGGAGCAUUUCGAAAAACUCAGGGAUCAGGAAAAGAGGCAUUCUCGCACAGAUUCACAGAAUCGUGCACUGACCAAGGAAGGUGGGUCCACGAGUCAGGAUAGUAAUAAUCGACCUUCCUCCUCUCAAGGCUCUCAAGCACAACCUGCUGUCGGCGCAGGAGGAGUGAGAGAAUCGGCCAUCUCAACGAGCGAAACAGUAUGGGAAGGUCCACCAGCCGAAGACAUCGGGGAUGACGAAAUCGACUGGGAGUUCUGGGGAGAUGUCAUGUCGAAUUAUCAGCAAGUCGCUCGCAACCACCCGAGGCAGCUCUCUCGAGCUAUCCAGGCGGGCAUACCUCCAUCAUUGAGGGGAAUGAUGUGGCAGCUCAUGAGUAGCAGUAAAAACGAAGAGAUGGAGAUCAUUUAUGCCUACUACCUCAAGCAGACCUCUUCCCAUGAGAAAGCGAUCAAGAGGGACCUCAACCGGACCUUCCCCGAACAAGACUAUUUCCAAGAUGGAAAGGGUAUCGGCCAGGAAAACUUGUACAACGUCAUCAAGGCUUACUCUCUUUAUGAUCCUGAGGUGGGUUAUUGUCAAGGGAUGCAAUUUGUCGUUGGACCUCUACUACUUAACAUGCCGGAUGAAGAAGCGUUCUCUACAUUUGUCAGGUUGAUGAAGUCGUAUGACCUACGCGGCCAUUUCACACCCAACAUGCCGGCAUUGCAGUUGAGAUUGUUCCAAUUCGAUCGGUUGUUGGAAGAUUUUUUGCCAUUGCUGCACAGGCAUUUGGUUAGGCAAGGGGUGAAAUCAAGCAUGUUUGCAAGUCAGUGGUUUAUGACUCUUUUCAGCUACCGUUUCCCAUUGGAGUUCGUAUAUAGGAUUUUGGAUUCCGUGUUUGCGGAAGGUGUCGAGGCCUUGUUCAGGUUUGCCAUAGCCUUGAUGAAGAAGAACGAGGAAAAACUGUUACAGUUGAACUUUGACAAGGCCGUGGAGUUUUUGAAGUUGCAGUUGUUCGAAUGCUACCGAAGGCCUGACUGCAGCUCUUCACAAGAUGGAGAGGAUGCGGAAGAUAAGACGGCGAUUCAACCAAGUCGACAAGUUCGAUUGUCAACGCAAUCCACCAAUUCUUCCAUCUCCGCCAACGGCAGCACUCAGAAACCUCAAUAUCGCACAAACGAAUUCGUCCGAGACGCAUUCGAGAUCAAGAUCACCCCUUUCCUCCUCGACACGUACGCAGGAGAAUUCGACGUCCAAGUACGUGCAGCUAAUGCUCAUCGACGUGAAGUCGAAGCUCUACGACUUGUCAACCGGAACUUGGCAUCGAGAGUUAAAGCUCUGGAAGAACAACUCAACUCGGUCAACGCAGAGCAUGUCGAGAUGGUAAAAGAUGUAGUGAUGGCAAAGAUUGCAAAGGAAGAAAUGGCGGAAGAGUUGGUCAAGUACAAAAUGAUGUAUGCUGAAGCGGUCUUGGCCGCGGACCAGGAGAGCGGGAACAAUAGAAGCAGUGCAAAGGGGAUCGCUGCAGCUAGGGCUGCUGCUCAGAGGGAUAGUGGAGGAAGUGGUAGUGGUAGCGGUUCAGUAUGA